Messenger RNA from Marasmius oreades (fairy-ring Marasmius), 1815 nucleotides. RefSeq lists its product as uncharacterized. NCBI's taxonomy places the organism in Eukaryota, Fungi, Basidiomycota, Agaricomycetes, Agaricales, Marasmiaceae. Bases 100 to 1710 code for a protein of 536 amino acids. The record is from RefSeq and is a predicted model, not a curated record. The transcript has 2 exons.
CCCUUGGGAGCAAUUUAGAUUGCCAGUUCGAAUUCCUAGAGCUACACUUCCCACUGAAAUCGUGUCUGCCAGUGAUCGACAACGUUCACCUUCACAAGAAUGCAACCUAACAAUACUACUUCGUUACAAGCUUUAUGCAAAAGGAGUCGACCCGUAACCGAUGUUCCCAAUGUUCGCCCAUGUCAAACACUUGAACAUCGGUUCCUUCGUUUAGACUAUACACCUUCCGACAUUGAAAAAUCUCAAUUGGAGAACAUGCUGAAAGAAGGAGAGCAAAAGGUUGAACAGUGCGAGGAAAUUAUGGCAGUUUUGCGAAAAAGGCUGGAGCAGAUGGAGAGCACACAGAACGCUGUGGAGACUACAAACGCGCAGUGCCGUGCUGCUCUCUCGGCGCAGCGGAGGGUCCCUGUGGAGAUCUGGCAGAUGAUCUUCUCCACGCUUUGCUUGACUCCCUGCCAUCCUCAUUUCCCAAGUUUGCGGAAAAUCAUUGCUAAAGGAAUGCCCAGUAUCUGGUCUACCAUUAGUUUCCACCUCAGUGAAUCACUUCACGAUGUCAACGUCUCCACUCCUCUCAAAGUCUAUUUAUCGAAUUCGGAGACAUCUCUUUUGAAGAUGAGGUUCACAUCGUCCCACUCAGCUUACCUCUGCCCACGAAUUCUUCAAGCAUGGGAAACGUUGUCCAGACACAUUCACAGAGGUAAAGAGUUUGUUAUGUGGAUCGAUUCUUCCCAAGACAAUUAUCAUCUCCCACCUAUCCCAGAUCUUACCUUUCCCUAUCUUGAAUUCUAUCGCGGAGUACGUUUAUCACAUGAUGAACUUCGUUGGCCGUGGUUUCGACGCGCUCUCCGGGAAGCACCUAAGCUUACAACGGUGACCAUUCGUUCCCCGUCGCUCCACCACUGUGACUUACCAUUUUCACAACUAACGACAUGGAGGGUGCUAAGAAUCACGUCUGAUUCUGGCUUGAGUCAAUUUUUUGAAUUUGCACGGGCCUGCGGGCACCUCAAGAACUUGACAUUGGAGAUUUUGUCCUACUCUGUUCCUCCUCGGGAGCUUCGGGAGGUUGAGUUGCCUUCUCUUCAGAAGUUAUCCCUCACUUCCUACGUGUAUGACAUUAGGUGGUUGUAUGGCGUUCUCGCAUCCCUUGUCAUCCCCUCGCUCAAAGAGUGCAAUAUACAAUGCAGGGACUGGCCCGGAUCCAGCUUCCUCGACAUGGUUCGGCGAUCCUCAUCUUCGCUCAAACGGAUGCGCCUUGCUGUCCUCCAAACGUUAACAAGUUCUCCAUGCAGCCCUCUAUUUGAUGUUCUGCAAGCCGCGUCUGAAUUGACUCAGUUCGGGUUCGUCAUGGGCAGAGCAGACAACGAUCAUCCGACCUAUCUCACUCGGAUGGCGAACGACAUGAUCUCGACACUCCUCAACAGACUCCAAAACGAUCCUAACACUUUCCUCCCAAAACUCAACCUCCUCUCUCUUGAAUUUUCGCAUGUCACGCCGAACACGCAACUUGUGGAGCGCGUGUUGGGGGUAGUUUCUGCAAGACAGCUCACACUCUAUCCUUUGAAGGAAUUUCGCCUCCGAGUCGUGCGGCCUGUGGUGGGAAAGAAAGUUGGGGGGGAGUUUGUCAUUGGUCCUGAGCUGCUCGAGAGGAUCCGAGUGUUAAACGAAGGUCAAAUUAAAGUGGCCUUCGAGGACUGCUUUGAGGAGCGGUAAUAGUAAGAUGGCCGGUUUGAGGGAAGACGAUGGUCGCAGCACUCAUCAACGGUUCGGAGCCUGGAGGCUAUUCAAUGCGCGGGGUCGACGAUACAGUGGAGCGUC